AUGUAUCGAGCCGAGCCUGUUCUUAACCAGCACCUUGAGGUAAUGAAGCAUCAAAGAGCAUUCCAACUUCAUACUGAACGUUUGAAGACUCAGAAAUCAACAAUUGAUCAAUCUCCACCACCUCCAUGCCCAAGAUUACAAAUUUAUCGUGAAAGAAGAACGAAAGAAUUGCAGGAAUUGUUUAAGUUUUCUCAAAAAAGGAUUGAAAUGUUAAAUGAAAUCACAGGAUAUCAUGAAGAUGAAAAGAAGGCACCUCUUUCAGCACGUAUCUCUCUCAAACCUAAUAUCACUAAGCCUGCUAUUAGUAAAACAAAACGUGUUCAUACAGCAAGAGAUGAAGAAGAUCAAAAGGUCGAAAAUGAAGAGCAAAAGCCUGUAGUUCAAGAACCCAAGAAGCCAUCUCCAAAGAAGAACUUGAAGCGCACAAACCCAAGAAGAAAAGGAAAGAAGUUACCUGUCGUUGAAUCUGUUGAUCAAGGCGAAUAUGGAUUUGUUGCAGAAAUUGACUCAAAAGUUGAAGAUGAGAAUAAGCAUCCUGAAGAGGAAGCCCAAAAGGAAGAACAGCAAGAAAAAGAAACUGCUGAAGAGGAAAAGAAGGAAGAGAAGCCUCAAAAUGAGGAUCAAUUUUCUCUUAAGAAAGAAUUUGAAGAAAAACUUGAGCCAAAUGGUGACGAAAAUCAAGAAUCUACUCCAGAAAAUCAAAAUACUGAAGAAGAAAAGCCAGCUAAUGAAGAACCACCCAAAGAUACUCAGUAUACAGGUCUAACAAUUAAUGACCAUGUCGAAGAAGUUUCUCUCAAAACAGACGGAGAUCCAACAAAUGAUCCGAAACCACAAGAAGAAGAGCAUAAGGAAGAACCAGUCGAAGAAGAGAAGAAAGAUGACUUCGAUGAUUUUGCUGAUGCAGAUGAUGAAAGACCUGCUAAACAAAAUGAAAACCCAAGUGAAGGUUCUUUCAACGGAAUAUUAUUAGACAAGUUAGUUCCAAAUGCUAAGGAAGAAGAAUCACAUGACGAUAAUACUAAUCUCGGAAGAACAUUUUCAAAUGAUUUUGAUUUAUCAAAUACAGGCGGAGUUUCAGAGACAAACCAUGAAAACAACGAUGAUGACUUUGAUUCAACACUUGGUAAUUCCUUUACAUUAACAGGUGCAAUCAAGGAUAAGCUUGAAGAUAAUGAUGAUAAUGAUGAUAACUUCGAGAAGGAUUUUGAUUAA
Messenger RNA from Trichomonas vaginalis G3, 1215 nucleotides. RefSeq lists its product as uncharacterized. Lineage: Eukaryota; Parabasalia; Trichomonadida; Trichomonadidae. The coding region runs from base 1 to 1215 and encodes 404 amino acids. The record is from RefSeq and is a predicted model, not a curated record. The transcript has a single exon.